AUGACAGAGGAGGGCGGCGGCGGGAGGGAGAGGGAGGGGGAGGGGGACAGGGCCGGGGACAGGGCCGGGGACAGGGCCGGGGCGGCCAGGCUGUGGCGAGCCUCGGCUCUGCGCUCCAGGAAACUGCGGACCAACCUGCGGCAGCUGACGCUGACCGGUCUGAGCCCGAGCCCGAGCCCGGGGCCGGGGCUGGGCCUGAGCCUGAGCCCGGGGCUGGGCCUGAGCCUGAGCCCGGGGCUGGGGCUGGGCCCGGGGCCGCCCGGCGGCCUGGCCGAGGUGGAGGUGCUGAACCUCGCCAACAACCACCUGGAGGAGCUGCCCGAGGGGCUGGGGCUGGGGGGGGGGAGCCUGACCGUCCUGAUCCUGAGGAGGAACCGUUUCCACCGCCUGCCCCCGGCCCUCCAGCAGCUGCGGCACUUGACCGAGCUGGACCUCAGCCACAACUGCCUGUCCUGGCUGCCCGACGAGACGGCCACCUGCCUGCGGCGCCUGAAGAAGCUGAGCGUCAGCCACAACCGGCUCCAGAGGCUCCCGGCCGCCAUGGGCUGCCUGACCAGCCUGGAGGAGCUGGACCUCAGCUUCAACGAGCUGCGCCGCCUGCCCGAGACCUUCGGCCACCUGCGGACGCUGCGCAUGCUGGACGUGGACCACAACAAGCUGGCCCAUUUCCCCCGGCAGAUCUUGGACCUGAGGGACCUGGAGGAGCUGGACUUCUCGGGCAACAAGGUGGACAGCUUGCCCGGCGAGAUCGUCAUGUUGCGGUCCAUCAAGAUCCUCUGGCUGAGCAACACCAAGCUGGCCAGCCUGCCCGACGGUUUCGGCCGCUUGACCACCCUGGAGAGCCUGAUGCUGGACGGCAACGGGCUGAGCUCCUUGCCCGAAAGCUUCCGCAAUCUGGAGCGGCUCAAAAUGAUCAACCUGUCGUCGAACGGGUUCGAAAGGUUCCCCAACGCUGUGGCGGAGCUGGUCAGUUUGGAAGAGCUGUACCUGAGCCGAAACCGACUCACCGUCAUUCCGGAGAAGAUUUCCAACAUGUCCAAGCUCGCCACCCUUUGGCUGGAUAACAACAGGAUAAGGUACCUGCCCGAUUCGAUCGUGAGCCUGUGCUGUCUGGAAGAGCUGGUGCUGCAAGGGAACCAGAUUGCUAUUCUGCCCGACGCAUUCGGAAAGCUUUCGAAGGUCAACAUUUGGAAGAUUAAAGACAAUCCCCUAAUACAGCCUCCCUACGAGGUCUGUAUGAAGGGAAUACCCUACAUAGCAGCGUACCAGAAGGAGCUGGCUUUGUCUCAGCCCGCAGUGAAGCCCAGGUUGAAGCUCGUGCUGAUGGGACUCAAAGGUGCCGGCAAAUCUGUCCUGAGGCAGUGCCUGGUUGGCCAAACGCACGGUCUUCCUGUGUCACACGGGAAAGGAAUCGAAGUCACUCAGUGGGUUGCUGAUGUUGAGAAGAAUCUGACUUUUAUCGUCUACGACUUAGCGGGAGAUCAAAACUAUGAUCUCAUUCAGCCAUUCUUCCUCUCGCCCGGUGCUUUUUACCUCUUGUUAGUCAAUCUGAAAGCGUACGUUUCCGGUCGCUUUUAUGAUUUUGUUGGCUAUUUCCUACAUCUUCUUGGCGCCAGGGUGCCUCAUGGUGUUGUGUGUAUGGUGGGGACCCACGUAGAUCUCUGCAGUGAAAAAGAGAUCGAAGAAAAAUGCCUUGGGAUUCAUCACCAGAUUGCUCUCCAAGAGAAACGAGAUGUUGAGUUCAUGAACGCUGUAGCUCAAAAGGUAGACAAAGCCCUGAGCCAAGAGUUUGAUCUGCGAGCUACAAGUCCACACGCAUCGUUCUACGGAGUGUCGGAUAAAAACCUAAGGAGGAAGAAAGCACAGCUGCAGUACAUGUUGAAUAAUCGCCUCCAAAUAUUGUCUCCUGUCAUCCCCGUGAGCUGCCAAGGCCAGUAUCUGGGCAUCCAACGUUUGAAGGAGAAACUGCUGUCAAUUGCUGAACACAGGGAGAUUUUUCCAAAUCUCCAUAGAGUCUUGCCAAAAUCAUGGCAGAGGUUGGAAGAAUUGCACUUUAAGCCACAGGAACUUUGGCUCUCCUGGUGGGACUCGGCCAGGUUGGGAUUGCAAGCCGGCCUCACAGAAGACCGACUUCAAAGUGCCCUGUCUUACUUGCACGAGAGUGGCAAGUUGCUGUAUUUUGAAGAUAGUCUGACUCUUAAAGAGUACGUAUUUCAUAACUUAACCAAACUCAUUGACAUUCUAAAUAUCUUCUUCCAACGUGACGCUUCGGUUCUUCUUCAGAAACUCUUGGCUGACGCCGAUAUUGAUGAACUGAGAGCAACGCAACUGCAUCACUACGUGGAAGGGUUCCUGCUUCACGGACUUCUUCCGGUGCACAUCAUUCGCCUUCUUUUGAAGCCACACAUCAAGACCCAGCAGGAUCUGAAUCUAAUUCUAGAAUUGCUGGAGAAAAUGGGUCUCUGUUAUUGCCUCAAUAAACCGAAAAUCAAGCCACUGAACGGCGCGGCAGUCUGGUUCAAGUUCCCCUGUUACGUGAAGAAUGAGGUUCCACAUGCAGAAGCCUGGAUAAAUGGCUCAAAUCUCUCUGGACAACCAUUUGCCAUCGAACAGCUUCAAGUUGAAUAUAGUUUUCCCUUUUUGUUGCCUCCAGGGCUUUUUGCCAGGUAUAGUGUCCAGAUCAACACACAUGUUGUACAUCGAUCGGAUGGCAAAUAUCAGAUUUUUGCCCACAGGGGAAAGGUUCCUGUGGUGGUCAGUUACAGACCUUCCCGAAGCAGUCUGCGGGCAGACACUUUAUCUAUUACCAGCCAUGCUUCGUUGCCAAAUAUUUGGACAGCAUGGCAAGCCAUAAUUCCUCUGGUGGAAGAACUGAAUAUGCUUCUCCAGGAAUGGCCAGGAUUGUACUUCACUGUGCAUAUCCUCUGUUCAAAGUGCCUUAAGAGAGGGUCCCCAAACCCGCACACCUUUCCAGGGGAGCUGCUGAGCCAGGCCAGGCCUGAAGGGAUCACUGAGAUCAUCUGUCCCAAGAACGGGAGCGAGCGUGUGAACGUGGCCCUGGUCUACCCGCCGACUCCCACUGUGAUCAGCCCCUGCUGGCAGUGAGCAGCCUCACCAGAGUCUAUGCUCUUUACAACUCUGGUCACAUAUUUGACAGGCAUCAAAGACUUAGCGAGAAUAAGGUUGAUCUUUUGGACCGGGCCUCGUGUGAGAAUCCAUGGAAUGUUCAACGUUGAAAGGAAGCUGCCGAUCGAGAGACACUUAGUACCACUGGACUCUGAGAAGCUCCAGGCAGCGAGCCACCCUAGUGUCGCCCAGUGUAAGGAUUAUGGAAUGGGUCUUUCAGCUUGUGCUGGAGCACAGAGAAAGGCUUAUUUGCUCACUUCAAAACACUUGUGUUUCUUCUGAGACGCGAAUGAGAGCUUCAGAACCAAUCGACACGGCACACACCAUCUUGUAAGUGGAAAAAAAGGUGGGCACGGAGAGCUUCCCUAUUUGUUUUUGUAAGGAAUGGCUUCUCAGGGAAUUCCUUUUGCAAUGGUUAACUAAGCCAUACAUUCAUUCAUUGUUGUCUACUUGUAAAGUGCAGUGGGAAUAAAUGCUUCUAUGAAUGUUACUUUCUUGUGCGACGGAUGGGUAGCGAACCUGAUGCUGUGUGCACUGAAUUUUGUGUAAUUACAUCUUUUUUUUAAAAAAGUGCUAAAAAGUAAAAGAUUUAUUUAGUUUCCAGCUUCAUUUUGAAAACAUAACUGUGCAAUAUCGUGCAUGAUAAAAUAAUCCUAAAUCUGAGUAAAUAUGUUUCUAUGUGGUUUAUGAUUCGCUUGAAUCAAAAUUGUGGAAACUAUGAAAACUUUUAUCUGAGAGAUCUUUAUAGAUCUACACUAUAAAGACUAUAUUGAAGCUGCAGAAAUUUCUUUUGUCUAUUUCAGGAGCAUUCAUUAAACAGACAUAGCAAAAUCAGUUUAGUUUAUUUUUUUAUAUAACAACACACUUUCAUAUUUAUUUAUUCAGAACAACGGCCCAUGUCCUUAUUCAGCACUGUUAUUGAGGGACCCAGUCUAUUACUACAAUCGUGCUUUCUGCCUUUAGUCAAGACAAAAUUUCACCCACAAAUAUACUUUAUGUUUAAUUCACUUUACAGCAUAUUCUGUGAAGCACUUUGAGAUGUCUUGAAGAUGCGAUAAGGUGUUAUAUCAAAUGCAAGGAUUAUUAUUAAGACAAGCUGCCAAUCACUUUUUAAAUUUUCUCUUAAAUAAAUGUCUCUUCAAAUGAAUACUUCUGAGAUGAAGAUUACAAAUUAAGUCGUGCUUUUUUUUGCAUUAGUUGCCAAUAAGAAGUGAAAUGCAGUACAUUGGAACUGAAAGGUUUACACAUACUUUGAAUUAUUGGACACUUAUUAAAUGGAUCAAAGAAAACUUGA
Molecule: messenger RNA, 4420 nt
Organism: Callorhinchus milii (elephant shark)
Lineage: Eukaryota; Metazoa; Chordata; Chondrichthyes; Chimaeriformes; Callorhinchidae
Gene: mfhas1
Product: multifunctional ROCO family signaling regulator 1
Exons: 4
Coding region: 1-3105 (1034 amino acids)
Molecular function (GO): protein binding
Source: RefSeq, a predicted model, not a curated record